This is a messenger RNA of Mycena indigotica, 372 nucleotides long. RefSeq lists its product as uncharacterized. NCBI's taxonomy places the organism in Eukaryota, Fungi, Basidiomycota, Agaricomycetes, Agaricales, Mycenaceae. Bases 1 to 372 code for a protein of 123 amino acids. The record is from RefSeq and is a predicted model, not a curated record. The transcript has 3 exons.
AUGCAGUCCUCCGAGUCUAAGAUGAUGAUAGUGACCUUCGACAAUGACAAGCCACUGGACCGCGAGGAGCUGAUGAUUGGUUGGCAGAGCAGGCUUUUCAGGUUCAACCUCCGUGUUCCCCCUGUGGAUCCACGUCGUACCGCUGCACAAAAAGCAGGCUUUCUAGACGACCUCGACAAGGUCAUAGAAGCCGGAACGGCGUGGUGUCGUUACUACGGUGUUUCCGUCAGCGAGCGGGGCAUUCUCGAGGCAUUGGAAGAGAACCUGUCGGGGAUUGAGCUCGAUGGCGGCCGGAGUGUCGUCAUGGCCAGGCAAAGCACAAGCAUGGAUGGAAGUGAAGGCAAGGCCAAGGGUGCGGAUGAGGAGAGUUAG